AUGACUUCAUUUGAGAUGCAAGAAUAAUACCCAAUAUAGGAUUCUCUUUCAAUGUCCAUCGAGUAAAGAUCAAGAAGUCGUACUCUAAAUAAAACUGCGAAAUGGAAACUUGAAUAAUUUCAUGAAAAAAAUGUGAUGCAAGAAGAAUAAGACAAAAUACAACGAGUCUUUAAAAUAUACAAUGAUAAUCUUAUUGAUGAACAUAACCAAAAUGAUAACCAUUUUUUUGAAGAAUAUUUAUCAUGGCUCCCAGUAAUUCAUCCAAAACGAGUUUGGCCUUGGAAGAUAUUUGUAGCUAUUACUACUCUCUUUGUCUUUUUUGAAUUACCUAUCUAUGUUAUGUAUGGCUCAGAAUUUUGGAAAGUAUCCAUUUCUAAAUUAUCUUAGAAAAUUAUAGGAAGAUAUGCAUUAUUUUAUGGAAUUUUUAUCAUACUUUUAACAGCUUCAUACUAUAAGCUAUUAUUAUUAUUCCAAAUAAUAUUAUUUUAGGUUUCCAAAGAACUAGUACAGUAAAUGCUAGAGAAUAUUCUUAAGUUUAUGCAAUUACUAGAGCUGAUUUUUUGGAAACAUUAAAAAAAAUUCCCUGAAGAUUUUGAAAUUGAUUGUUAAAUAGAGAUAAAUUAUUAUUCACUAAAGAAUACAAUUUAGUAGAAUAGCAAUGUUAUACAUGUAAUUCAACUGAUCAUUAUGCUGAUAUAUGAUAUAUGUCCAAAAACACAUUCCUUACCAUUAGUUUAAGAAUUGAUUGAAGAAUCAACUGUUUUGGAUUUGAAAUAGGAUAGGAUUAAAAUUUAGAGAUUUGAUAGAAAGUAAUGGGCUAAGAGAGCAAAUGCAAAACUCUAAUUAAAGGUUUAAACAAUAAUAAAUUGA
This is a messenger RNA of Paramecium sonneborni, 870 nucleotides long. Lineage: Eukaryota; Ciliophora; Oligohymenophorea; Peniculida; Parameciidae. The record is from the annotation of a GenBank genome assembly.